ACUAUAAAUAGCUCUCCUCUUGAUCAAAGCUCUUCACUCACCAAAGCAUCACAUACACUUUUAUUUCUCUUCUCUUCUUUAUAUUUUUCCUCUUUUACUUUGUCAUUUCGAAAUGGCCACUGUUGAGAAUGAACAAGUGAUUGCUCCAGCAGCAGAGAACGUUGAGGUGCCAACAAAGACGGUGGAGGAGCCAGAAGUGACGGAACAGCCGGAAGAAGUCGUCGCCACGACAGAGUCUGCUCCUGCUCCAGCCGCCGUAACAGAAGAAGAAUCUGAAGCACCAGUGGUAGAAACGAGCAAAGAUGUGGUUGUGGAAGAGGCAGAGGAAAAAGAAGAAGAAGCAGAGAAAGAAACGGAGGAGCCAAAGGUAGAAGAGGAAGAAGAGAAGACAGAAACUCCAGCGGUUGUGGAGGAGCUAAAGGAAGAAGAGAAAGAGGAGGAGACUGAAACUCCAGCUGUUGUGGAGGAGGAGGAGAAGAAGACCGAAGCAGAGGAAGUCGUGGCUGCUGAGGAAGUCGCCGCCGAGAAGGCCGAAGAGUAAAGAGCAAGAAACAAUAUGUGACCUUCAUUGGUCUCGUUGUCCUUUUUAUUAAUUUAUAUUUUAUCAAAAUUUUAUAUGUAUUUCUAUCGUUUGUUUGGGUUUAUGAUGAUGUAAUCAGAUAUUUGGUCAUGUUGAAAUCAAAUAUAUGGGUAUUUUGAUGGUUUCUAC
Brassica oleracea var. oleracea is the source of this 709-nucleotide messenger RNA. RefSeq names its product myelin transcription factor 1-like. Lineage: Eukaryota; Viridiplantae; Streptophyta; Magnoliopsida; Brassicales; Brassicaceae. The coding region runs from base 113 to 541 and encodes 142 amino acids. The transcript is spliced from 2 exons. The record is from RefSeq and is a predicted model, not a curated record.